Molecule: messenger RNA, 297 nt
Organism: Pediculus humanus corporis (human body louse)
Lineage: Eukaryota; Metazoa; Arthropoda; Insecta; Psocodea; Pediculidae
Exons: 1
Coding region: 1-297 (98 amino acids)
Biological process (GO): chloride transmembrane transport
Cellular component (GO): plasma membrane
Molecular function (GO): chloride channel activity
Source: RefSeq, a predicted model, not a curated record
AUGCUGUCGUCGACGAUUAAUUUUAUUUUCGAUUCCAUGCUGUUCCACGUGUCCGAAUUUAUUUUGACCGUUAUUUCCAAAUCGUACCUUAAACAAACGAACGAUAGAUCGAUCGAGACAAUCGGAAUGUUUAAAAAAAUAAGUGUAUAUAUCAAAGAUUAUUUUGGUGUUAAAUAUGCUCUUUAUUUUGCUUGGUUAGGAUUUUAUACUCACAUGCUAAUACCUGCCAGUAUUGUUGGACUUAUUUGUUUUUUUUUUUACGGGUGGAUCACUCUAAAUUACAACACUUUGAGGUAA